AUGGCCAGAACACAUCCACUCCUUACUCGCCGCGAAGUUGAAGGCCUCAUCGCCGCCGGCGACACACUCGUCAUCGCCCAUGGUCACGUCCUCCGCCUAAACAGAUGGCAGGACUUGCACCCAGGAGGCCGCCUUGUCGUACAGCACAUGGUUGGCAGAGACGCAACGGACGAGCUGAGCAUAUCACACUCCGCGGAGAGCAUAAAGAGCAUGCACCGAUACCGCGUCGCACGAGUCGAGGAGCCCUGGAUCAACUUCACGCCACCCAUACAAGGCGGCCACUUCAACAAAUGCAAGGCAUCGGCACACUUGAACGAGAAAGAUGGCGCCAGCUCAGAAAAGGGCUUGCUAUCACUCAGUGAGGCUUCCAGCUUGGACGUGACACAGUCAGGACAAUACACUGCCGAUACAAUACAAGGUGAGAUAGAUGCAGACCUCGCAAAGUACCCGUCUCUCGAUGCUGCCACGCAGACCGCCAUCGCACACAAGUUCAGGGCGCUGCAUGAACGCAUUCAAGACGAGGGGUUCUACGACUGUCGCUACAUCGAGUACGGCAAGGAGUGUGUCCGCUAUGCAGCUCUGUUCGCCCUGUUCAUCUGCUUCCUGCGCCGCGAGUGGUACUUCACCUCAGCAUGCUUCCUCGGCCUCUUCUGGCACCAGAUCAUGUUCACGGCCCACGACGCCGGCCAUCGUGGGAUCACCCACAACUUCGUCAUCGACUCCUUGAUUGGCAUCUUCAUUGGCAACUUUUGCUCAGGCCUCUCCAUCGGCUGGUGGAAGAGCAGCCAUAAUGUGCAUCAUUUUGUUACGAAUGACCCGGUCCACGAUCCAGACAUUCAGAAUGUUCCGCUCUUCUCGACCUCCCCAGCUUUCUUCACGUCAAUCCGCUCUUCGUAUUACAACGGCUUCUGCUUCGUCUGGGAUGCAGCCGCGCAGUUUCUCGUCAAAUACCAGCGAUACACAUACUACCCGAUCAUGGCCGUCGCACGCUUCAACCUCUACUUCCUUUCCUGGAGCCAUCUGCUUUCGCGCCGCAGCAUCGCCCGUGGCUCCGCAUCUUGGACACGAUCGGUCGAAAUCAUCAGCAUCGUCUGCUACCUCUACCUUUACUUCUACGUCCUCCUAUGGCGUAACGUCGACACAUGGUUCCAUCGCGCCAUCUUCGUCGGCGUCAGCCAUCUCGUCACGAUGCCGCUACACGUGCAAAUCACGCUCUCACACUGGGGAACCAGCACCUCCGAUCUUGGACCUGCAGAAGUCUUCGCACAGCGCCAACUACGAACGACAAUGGACGUCGCCUGCCCUGCAUGGCUGGACUUCAUACACGGCGGUCUCCAGUUCCAGGCCGUGCACCAUCUCUUUCCGCGUGUGCCCAGACACAACCUGAGACGACUACAAGUGUUAGUUAGGGAGUUCUGCGAGGAGACGAAGAUUGAGUACCUCAUCUUGGGGUUCUUGGAUGGAAACAAGGACGUUCUGGGCAAGUUGCAGCAGGUUGCGGAUCAGGCUAAGAUGAUGGUAGAGUGCCAGAAUCAUAUGGCUGCAACGGGCGAGAGUGGACUUUACUAG
Messenger RNA from Fulvia fulva, 1569 nucleotides. Its product is annotated as Delta 8-(E)-sphingolipid desaturase. The record is from RefSeq and is a predicted model, not a curated record. Gene Ontology annotation, cellular component: membrane. The transcript has 3 exons. Gene Ontology annotation, molecular function: oxidoreductase activity, acting on paired donors, with oxidation of a pair of donors resulting in the reduction of molecular oxygen to two molecules of water. Gene Ontology annotation, biological process: lipid metabolic process. Bases 1 to 1569 code for a protein of 522 amino acids. NCBI's taxonomy places the organism in Eukaryota, Fungi, Ascomycota, Dothideomycetes, Mycosphaerellales, Mycosphaerellaceae.